AUGACACCCGCAAUGGCUGAACCUAUGUCGGAGUUCCGUUUAGACGUCCCGGGUACCAAUUUCUUCAGGGAACGGGAGCAGCGUCGCGCUCGGCAGGAAGCGUACCGGCGGGAGCUAUCCUCACAAAUUGCCGACACGGAGGCGAGACGGGAGCUGCACGCGCGGAAAUUACGAGAGCUCGAGGAAAGACACGAACUGCAGUCGGUGGCCACUUACAAUCCGUGGGGCAAGCCAGGCUCUGGAGCACCCCUGAGGCAAGCGGACGGUGCCCUUGUCACGAACGUUAAGGCGUAUUACCGCGCCAAACAACGGGGGUUGAUUGCCCAGGACCUAUCACCCAACGAGAUCGGCGACAACGAGCAACCGUUCGGGUACACCCUCACUACCAAAAGUAAGAUGCAACGGUUCAACGGCAUACCGGAGGACAGGUCGCCGCUGCGGACUAGCAGAAGUGCCGCCUGUGCCGCCACCGGCAAGGUGGGAGAGCAAGGACCGCGGUCGAUCGACGCAGUGACGGUUUCGCUGUCUCCUCCUCGAAACAGAUACCGCUUUGACCGGCUUCCGCCCGAGGAGCAAAGCUACCUCGAUCGACGGAUGAAGGAGCGACAAGAGCUGGAGGCAGCGUUGCUUUCUCAAGUGGAAGAAAAGCGCGCUAAACGGGAGCUCGAGAGGGCGGCUAAGCAGGCGGAGGAUAAAGAGGAGCGAGCGAGGGUGCUACGAGUGCUGGCUGAGGAACGUGCAGCAAACCGCCACAGGGUGAGAGAUAAGAACCUGCGGGCGGGAGAAGCGCCGCCGGCCCUCUCCCCGAGCAGCGGCGGGGCCGGUGACCACGGGUGGCCGUCCCCACAACGGCAGCUGCAUCGGGACGAACAGCAGGCGGACAUAACACCCCAACGGCACCGGAGAAAUAGUAGGUUUGAGGAGGUGUCGUAUGCGGCGCGUCCAAGAGGUGGCCUAAACGGUGGUGGCCGGGCCACGAGACUCAGUGGCGGAGGGGGGUGGAUGGGCGAUGGUGCCGUUGGCGGGGCUGGGAGAGCAGCAGGGCCGGAGGCGGCGAUGAGCAGUGAAGUGGAUCGGAACAGUGUUCUCUUGAUCUUGCGGAGACUUGAGGAUCACGGCCGGGUGAGUGAAAAGACAUGGCAGGAUUAA
This is a messenger RNA of Ectocarpus sp. CCAP 1310/34, 1149 nucleotides long. The record is from the annotation of a GenBank genome assembly. Lineage: Eukaryota; Phaeophyceae; Ectocarpales; Ectocarpaceae.